AUUACUAGUAUUAGUCGAGGAUACCUUGUUGGUUCAUGCCACAGACUUGUUGAUCGUGGAGUGAUUGGAGUGGAGUUGUCGUAUGACGCUGUGGGAUGAUGCAAAGUGAAGAAGGGUUGGCAGCGCAUGCCAGCUCCAGGAAGCGACGAUGGGCUGAUGGCGUGCCAGAGAAUACGCGUACCGAUGUGUCGGAAAUGCAACGAAAGGUGUCCUUCAUCGAACAGGAGUAUGCUGAGCUGCAGAAGGAAUUCGAACUGCUGAAGAAGAUCAUGAAUCCAGAACAACUUGCCAAAGUUAUGGUGAAAUUGGAGAAAGAAGCGUCAUGUCAUAGCUAUGAGGAAGGUAUGCAGUGUGAUGAUGUGGAGGUGAUUCUACCAAUACCCACUGAUGAAUCUCCAGCCAAUGAGGAUGCUGAUACCAGCCAGCCAGCAGCAGCAGCGGCAACAGCAACGAGAUCAUUGAAAGCUGUACCAGCCUCAGGCAGCAAUGAAGAGAUGCAGGUACUGUUCAGCCGAGAGCCGGCCACUGCCGAGUUUCCGCACCAGCGUCCUGAGUGCUUCCGCCAUCGCUUCGUGAAGGCCCCUGACAAGUCCAACAAGCAGAAUGAAAGCUACUGUCCGAAGUGUUUCUGCUUUGUCUGCGACCGGCCGUGCUCUGAGUGUUUCUUCUGGACAAGUGGCUUCAUGCCACAUUGCAAUGCUUAUCGUACUGUGAGCUGGCGUCGGUGUCGUGACCUCAGCAAGGUCAGUAUUGUGGCCAAUCUUGAGGAUGAGUUGAAAAUUCCUGACAUAGAGCGAGUUUAUGCGAGUAUGGAUUCAGUCCAAUCUAUCCAAAAGAUUGCCAAGAAUUGUCCAGGCUCUGCACAGAAUGUUGUCAACCUUGGAUGUGAUUGUGCGUGUCAUAACGAUCUGUGGUCAACCCACUGUUCUUACUGCAGCGACAAUCACCCAUCCGCCGCUCGUUUGAAAGGCGUGGUAAUUGCCGGCUGUCGCAAGGUGCGUGAGCAAGUGGAGGCGCUGCGGUCCGAUGCCGCCGGUGUGUUGCUCCAUGCACUGAUUGCCGCAUUCCUGGCUGACCUGGACAAGUUCACUAGAGUUGGCUUUGUAUCGUCCUUUACACCAUCCGAGUGUGUUAUAGAUCUGUGUAAAGAGUAUGGGAAACUUCAGGACGAGGAUCGUGUUAGUGAAGGUCUAUGGGACAAGAUCAAGGCCAAUCUAAAGCAGAGAUUGGAAGCCUGCACGGUGAAGGUCAUCAAGGACGAGUUUGAUAGAGCAUUUCAAAUUCGCUCGGCAUCGGACCCGGCUUUGAAGAAUGUGUUGGCUGGCACCCUUGAAGCCAAUGUGCGGUUUGGAGAGGCACCGCAGCAAAUACAGAAUCGUAUCCAAAAGAUGAUUGAAAACAAGAGCCACCUUCAACUAUGCCGAUAUGCUGUCAGCGUGUUCCCUACCAACCUCUACACUAUCUCAAGCGUUGAGGAGAUCAGGACGUUUUGCCUGCUGCGUGACUGCAUUCCGUUCGCGCUGGCAAACCUGAAGCACCCGUUGCAGGCGGUGAUGAUGGCUUUGCAUGACUACACGUCACCUCUACCGGAUGGCCUCUUCAAGUUGAUUGGUGUCAUCAAGCCACUCGCCCAGCCAGCGGUGAAGACCGAACAACUACUGAAUGCGUGUGAAAAUGCUGUUUAUUGCUGUCUUCGUCAUGACAGCAAGGCUCCUGCUAAGCUAUGUCCUGCCUUCAACGUCCAUGCUCAUAAGAUUGGUCAUAUGAUAGCCGGCCACCGUGUUCUGAAAGUACUGCUCGACGUUUAUGAUACUCUGCCAGAGAGGAAUACAACAGAUCUUGGCAGCAGCAGUACUAGCGGCAACAAUUCUAGCAGCAGUGACAGUGCUACUGCUGCGGGAGGCCAAAGCUCAGUAGGAAGCAACAGUGCGAGGCAGGAAGGGGUGGGAGCGUGCACAGCUACGCUAGCACGGGUCAGUGCUGUGUCUACUUCAGCUGCGCCGGCUACUGUAAGCACAAGUGACCAGGCGACAACGAUGACCAGUCUUACCUCAGCCGCCGCUACAACAUCAGUCGCUGCUGCCGCUACUGGCACUGGGAGUGCUGCUGCCACUUCUACUCCCUCACUCGCUGAAAUGGGUGCUGCGAUACUCACGGCGGUAUCUGCUUUGGCACAGUCAUCUUCACAGGCCUGCAGUGCUGAAUUUGUCCGCUUGAAGGCCGAUCGCAAUAGCCUACGCGAGGCUAUUGUCUGCCUGCUGGCCAUCUGGGACUUGAAUAAUGUAAUUCAUGGCUCCAAGAUGGAACAUGUUCCGGUAAAUGUUGUCGAGACAGAGGCACACCUCUUCAAAGGAUUCAAUCCGCCAGAGAAAAUAUGCCCCGACCUUGGUCGCUUGAAGAAGAUAAAGACCAUGUGCUAUCCAUUGGAAGCGUUAGCCGUAGGUCGACCCAGGCCUGGUGCUUUAUUUGCUUUGGCCAAAGACAGUAAAUGCGACAUCCAGGUGGUUCUUCUCGAAGUAAUGGCAUCAGUUCAUGCACCCAAGUCUUAUCUGAACGUCACAUCUGAAAAGUACAUACAGAGAUCAGCCAAGUACCAGGGCAGCAUGCUGUGGCUGAGCUGCGUCGAUUUCUUCAUGUCCACCUCUCUUCCGUCGUCACCAGCGCCGAAAAGCAGCGAUGCCGUCGAGCCCAAAGUGCCGUUCCUUGAUCAUUAUGUGCCGCAGUAUGGUCUGCACGGUUGGCUGCUUGAGCAUUACAAAAAGUAUAUGGCCAAGAGUGAUCUUCCUAGCCAGUUUAGAUUCCUGUCUGCUUUGCUGACUGCCUGGAAGGCUGGCACCGUAGAUGCAGAAGGCAUAGAUUGGGCAAAGGAAAUGCCUGCCAUGGCCCAGCAAUUCGUUGAUGGUAUGUUUACUGCACGCAGCGCUGCGGGCCGUUCGUCCAAUAAGCUGAAAUCCGACUAUGGAAUGAAACUGCAGCUCCAGUUCGGCGACCUAUUGCCCAACUUGAGCACUGAUAUUUUCCACGUGAAGACCGUGGAGGAACAGUUUUUGGAUGCACCCUCGACAAAGACGUUACAUUCCUUGAAAGAGGUGUUCAAGUCAGCCAAUGACUACCAGAAACAUGCCGAAACAGUGCUUGACGCUUGUCGAAAUUCAUUGCCGUAUUAUGACCUGAUAAAGAAAACGGAAAAUCAGGACAAGUGUGCGAUUCUCCUCCAGAUUUGCUUUGAGGAGGGUUUUAUCCCGUUGGCUGUCAAAGUUCUGUCUGCUUGGAAAGGCGAGCACUGGCAAUGGAGUCUCACAAAGGUGACAGUUGCAGCUAUCGAAUCCUUUGCCGCGAAGAGGGAGAAGGAACCAGAAGUGCUGGACAAGUUCUUGGAGCACAUGGCUGAGUUUUUCGUCGACUGCCUUCGCAUUCAGUCUGGUCACUGGGCACGGCCCGAUGACAAGGACGUGUACAAGCACCACGCAGCAAUAUUUGAUGCACUCCACAAGUGUUCACCCGCGUCAGUGGAAAAGGCGUUUAGAGAAGCCCUGGCGAAGACAGUGCAGCAAAUCGAGUCCACAAGGGUAGAGGUUUCUUACAGGGAUCGGCUGUGCGUGUGGGUGAAAACGCUCAAGGCCAAUUACACAAAGUAUGGCUUUCCAGAGAAAUGGCGAGCCGAUAUUCAUGGAUUCUUUAUGCGCAUCCGCAAAAGUCAUGUCAAGAAAGCGGUUCAACUGGCUAUCGGCCGAUGACACAAUACUCUGGUGAAUAAGCAUCAGCUCAGUGAAGCUGGACUACUUACGACAGCCAAUCUCUGAUGUUCUUCGCCGGCAGCCAGCCGAUAAUGAGCUUUUAUCCCUGUCGUGGCUUGUUCGAUGCUCUCAGCAUGGACAUGUGUCUUAUAUGAUGCAGUGUAGCUAUGACGAGUUGUCCAUGAGUGAGUGACUUGCUUGCAACCUGAAAGAGAACAGUGACUUCCCUUCGUAUGCUUUUAGAUGUUCUGGCAAGAAAUCCCAAGCCCGACUUAGGUGUGCGGUCUCCUUUUCAGCUGCAAAAGUCCAACCUAUCCUAGCUCCAUCCUGACGCUCUCUCAGUGUUCGCGCCGAAGUGCUCACCGUUCACUGUUCCAUUCUUUGACGUUUUGCCAGAAACAAUAGCACCGGUGCGCACAUACACAGAUGACCGAGAGUCCAAGAUAGCGUUACUCAGAUACGCAUGUUUGCAGGUCGGCUGUAAGCAAUGCUCUCUACUGCUCCGUGCUAUGAUCGUCGUCCAAACCCCAGCCCGGCUGUUCUACGUAACAUCCAACUGCUUGCCCAGCGUUGGUUCACUCAUCCGAACUCAUGUUUGUAUAUCAGAAACCAUGACAGCAUAACCGUGUGUGUGUUGCAAUUCCAGAUUGUAGGGUUAGUGUUCUCGGUGUGUUUCCGUGUUUUAUAAUACAAGCAAAAACCAAACAGGACUAGUGUAGUAGUAAUCACCGCGACGUCUGAACAUGCCCUUGCGUUCCCUGGCUGUUCAGCAUUCUCUCUCUUUUUUCAUGCUUCGGCUGUGACAGUCCAGUUGCUGGCCUGGGCUAGUAGUAGGACUCCCAUAGUGGUCCCGUAGUGUCCUGGUUUGCUCAGCCUGUGUAACUUCAAACCAUAACCAACGACACGUACUACAUGUAACCAGGGAGUCAUAAAAUACCGGUAUUUUACGACUCCCUGCCUGUAACUACAUCACCAUUGUAGUUAUCUGGCAUGCUAGUCCUAGAUCUUGUUUCCCUCUUUCUCCCAUUCAUCCGCAUUACUUGUAGUGAUGUUACUUUUGGUCCAGCUGACAGCCUGUCUAUAAGUACCUGAACAUACCUCGAAGAGCGGUUCCCCCACCCACCUUUUCAGCUACCUCUGCUGCUGCUUGACCAGUGUAAUCGUGGCUUAGCAGUUAGAUCUCUUGCUUUGUUUCAUUUCCUUAGCAGUUAGGUCUCUUAAGCUCUUGCUUUGUUUCAUUUCCCAAUUCCUAUACAUGUGUUUAGUCCUCAUGAGCUUGGCAGUUGGUGCUGACUGCCUAACCUAUA
Sycon ciliatum is the source of this 5044-nucleotide messenger RNA. RefSeq lists its product as uncharacterized. The transcript is spliced from 26 exons. Bases 96 to 3737 code for a protein of 1213 amino acids. NCBI's taxonomy places the organism in Eukaryota, Metazoa, Porifera, Calcarea, Leucosolenida, Sycettidae. The record is from RefSeq and is a predicted model, not a curated record.